Drosophila simulans is the source of this 3331-nucleotide messenger RNA. RefSeq names its product protein slit (gene Toll-4). Gene Ontology annotation, cellular component: membrane. Gene Ontology annotation, molecular function: transmembrane signaling receptor activity; protein binding. Gene Ontology annotation, biological process: toll-like receptor signaling pathway; innate immune response. The record is from RefSeq and is a predicted model, not a curated record. The transcript is spliced from 2 exons. Bases 70 to 3270 code for a protein of 1066 amino acids. NCBI's taxonomy places the organism in Eukaryota, Metazoa, Arthropoda, Insecta, Diptera, Drosophilidae.
AGCUAAGAGCAAAUCACAUUUCCAGUCGAUUCAGUUCAGUUUAAAGUUUGACCCAGACUACAUCGUACCAUGUCGAGUAAAAUUAUAUUUCUGUUUUUUCUUGUUUUUAUUCAACACUGUACAGACAUUAACUGUUCCAAGGGAUUGGGCAAUAUUAGAGAGGACUACUGCGAAAUAUAUUUGGGUGAAUUUGGCGAAGACAGAACAUGCUCAAUCGCUAAUAAUAUAGUAACCACUGAAGAUUAUCAAAUGAAAUUAGUUUUUCUUAAGCUACAAAUCAAUUGGACAAGCCCAGUGUUUCACCGCUGGAAUAUUUUAAAAAUAUCUAAUGAAACUAAUAACGAACUUGUUACGAUUUCUGUGCUUGGAAUUCGAAGUGAAGUCGAUAUGAGAAUAAGCCCUGCCGUACAAUACCUAAGCCUACUUGGCAUUCAAGAAAUUAGUGGUUACGAUAUUUACCUUCCAUCCGUGCUGAUAACUGAGAUGGAUGUACAUCACGUAAAUGGACCGAAAAUGGUAACUUUUAAAUAUUUAUAUGACAGUCCAGACAAUUCUGUGAUUACAAACAAUUACAUUCGGAAGACCAUGAACAGCACCGAGAAAAUCAAAAUUUAUUAUCUUAACACUUUUGAAAAAACAACACUAACAAUGGAGGAAAAUAUUUUUCAUGGCAAAGAUAAGCUGAGUGCAGUAAUAUUUACUGGUUUAAAAAUAGAAGGUUUGACGGAUAAAACCUUUGAAAAUGUAACAAGUUUGAGUACCCUUAUUUUCGAUUAUGUCGUUCUAAAAGAUCUUUCAUUUUUGAGAUCUCCUACGCUUCAGGCAUCAUUAAAAUAUUGCAUUAUGAAGGUUGAGAAUACGGUUGACUUAAAGAGCUUUGCAAAAUUCACGAAUCUUGAAAUUAUAGAAGUGAACCGAUACAAAGCAUUUAAAAGUCUUACUGCUUUCAUAUGUGAAACAUAUAAAAGUCACUGUAAAUUUACAUUAGGAAUUAAUGGAGUUGCAUGCCCCUUAAAAUGCAAUUGCUCAUAUAAUCGAGACAAGUCCCAGUUAGAAAUUGAUUGUUGGCAGAAAAAUCUCACAACUAUUCCAUUGCUACCAAUUCCGAAAAAAGGAAAUUCAGCUCUGGUGUUUCAGAGCAACCUGCUCACUGAACUCCCCUAUAAUUCAUUGGAGGGUUAUCGGAACAUAAAAAGCUUGGACGUGUCAUACAACCAACUAACUAGUCUAAGCAUAAGCCAACUGCCUGAAAGUCUUCACUAUCUGGACAUCAGACAUAAUAAGAUCACUACUCUAAGCCCAGAGGUUGUUGAAUAUCUAUACAGUGUUAAUAUUUUUAAUCAGUUUGGCAACAAAUGGAUUAUCUACUGCGAUGAAUAUCACUUACAAGAAUUUUUUUGGUAUAAAGCAAAAUUGUUACGGAUAAAAACAUCCAAAUUUGAGACAAUAAUGGAAUAUAUUGAAUUAAGUGCAAAAGGCUCAUUUGUGGAAAAUUUCUUUGUUGAGAAUAUAGAUCUUUUAUACAAAGAAGCAAAUGAAGAUGAAAUAAUAGACGCCUUUGGCCAUUCGGAUAAAUACUUUAAUUUAAAGUUAAUGGAAGCUUUAAAUCACGCCAUUUGGCUGUUUUCUGGGGAGUUCGAUGAAAUUAUCCUCCACCAUCUCAACGCGCCCUGUCCUUACAGGUGCUCUUGUUGUUUCGAACGGCUUACAGAUGAAUUCCUCAUAAAUUGCCAGAAUUUGUCUCUUGACUCUUAUCCAAGGCUGCCGAACUCGAUUCCGUACAACACGACCUUAUAUCUUGAUGCAAAUGAAAUAACAAAACUGACUAAUACCGAAUCUGUAAUCGUUUCUGGUCAUGCAUCGAUACAGAAAUUGCAUAUGGCCCAAAACCUGUUAAGAGAACUUCCGCUUCACCUGCUCCCAGAAAAUAUAACGUACCUCGAUGUACGCAAUAAUCUAUUAAAGUAUAUGGAUGAUGGUGUGAUAGCCUUCCUUGAAUAUCGGGAGAACAUUACUAAGAUAGAACUUUCUGGGAACCCAUGGGAAUGUAAUUGUAAGGCAAAGGCCUUUCUAUCUUUUCUCAGGAAGCACGAGCCGAUGGAAUACGAUGCAGUCCUGCGCCGCGUUGAAAUAACUCAGGAUAUGUGUCCUGAGGACUGCAUUUGCUGCGUCGACACCUCCAAUCCCGACUCGCUCGCACUUAUGGUCGACUGCAGUGGAAAGGAGCUAAGCGAAAUACCACCAUUACCUACGCCAACAUAUGGACAAACAACGCUCGUGUUUGAAAGGAAUAGUCUCAAGAAAUGGCCAUCCAGCUUGCUACCAGGAUACUCAAGUUUGACCCGAUUUUAUUUGGCCAACAACAGACUUUCCGAUAUUGAUCAACUACCAGACAAUCUUGAAUACCUGGACAUCAGUAACAAUAAUUUCUCUGCUCUCGACGACCGAGUACGGGGAUUUCUUCAGAAAAGAAUGAAUUCCUCCCAGCUGCAACUUUCACUCUUUGGAAAUCCGUGGACUUGCAGAUGCGAAGAGAAGGACUUUCUGGUAUUCGUAAAGGAGCAAGCGAAAAAUAUCGCAAAUGCCUCAGCUAUUCAAUGUAGUGAUACAGGAAGAUCGUUGAUUGAAGUCGAAGAGACAGAUAUAUGCCCCUCGGUCCUUAUCUACUAUACCUCCCUUGCCGUCUCUUUGCUGAUCAUCGCCUUGUCAAUUAACUUCUUUAUCUGCUUCAGGCAACCCAUAAUGAUCUGGUUCUACGAACACGAAAUAUGCCUCAGUUUGGCCGCCCGACGGGAACUCGACGAAGACAAGAAAUACGAUGCAUUCCUAUCAUUCACCCACAAGGACGAGGAUCUUAUUGAAGAGUUCGUGGAUCGACUGGAGAACGGCAGGCACAAGUUUAGACUAUGCUUCUACCUGCGAGAUUGGCUGGUGGGGGAAUCCAUUCCCGAUUGCAUUAACCAAUCUGUCAAGGGCUCAAGGCGCAUUAUCAUCCUGAUGACGAAGAACUUCCUGAAGUCCACCUGGGGUCGCCUCGAGUUCAGACUGGCGCUGCAUGCAACAUCGAGGGAUCGGUGCAAGCGAUUGAUCGUUGUCCUUUAUCCUGAUGUUGAAAAUUUCGAUGAUCUAGACAGCGAGUUGAGGGCGUACAUGGUGCUUAAUACCUAUCUGGAAAGAAAUAAUCCAAACUUCUGGAACAAGCUAAUGUAUUCGAUGCCGCAUGCCAGGCAUUUGAAGAGAAGUCUUUCAGAUGCAGAAACAAAGGUAUAAGAAAAAAAUAUUCACUUAUGUUAUUAAAAAUAUAUUGGAUUUUCGAUCAAAUCUGACAAAA